Alternaria atra is the source of this 810-nucleotide messenger RNA. RefSeq lists its product as uncharacterized. The coding region runs from base 1 to 810 and encodes 269 amino acids. The record is from RefSeq and is a predicted model, not a curated record. Gene Ontology annotation, cellular component: COP9 signalosome. The transcript is spliced from 2 exons. NCBI's taxonomy places the organism in Eukaryota, Fungi, Ascomycota, Dothideomycetes, Pleosporales, Pleosporaceae.
AUGGAGCAAACCAAGGCCCUCAACGCCCUCGAGCCCUUCCUCGCCCUCAGCAAGUCCGCAACUUCUCCACGAGCAGCAUCGGACUUGAUCGUGCAAGCCACCAGUGCGCCAAACACAUAUGUAUUCGCCGAAUUACUGCAAACACCGAACAUUCAGAAUCUACGGAACUCAGCAGAAUAUGGCCCGCAUCUUACCUUGCUCGAGAUCUUCGCAUGGGGAACUUGGGAGGACUACAAGGCUCAACCAGAUCUCCCCAAGCUCUCAGCACAGCAACAUCAGAAGCUCUUGCUACUCUCGUUGCUGCCGCUCUCACACUCACACGCCACCCUCACCUACAAACACCUCAUGACGGCUCUCGAAUUGCCCACCACUCGCGCCCUCGAGGAGCUCAUCACUACUGCUAUCUACUCCGGCCUCAUUACCGCCACACUUGAUCCAGCACACUCACUUGUUUCUGUCACAUCCAUCUCACCACUCCGCGACCUCGCACCGGGAUCUCUGCCCGCCCUCCAAAAUACUCUGCAGUCAUGGUCACAACGAUGCGAUUCAGCUCUAGCAGAUCUGGAGGCGCAAGUUGCCAAGGUCAAGAAAGAGGCGUUGGACCGAGAGAAGAUGCGUCGGAAAAAGGAGCGAGCCUUCGAGGCAGUCAUGCAAGUCGGUGACGAGAAGAAUAAUGGCAAGCGGAAUUUAAUGGGCAUGGGUGGUGACAAUGCCAUGGAGAUUGACGAAGACAGUGGCAACAGCAGAACUACCAGGGGCACUAAGAGAGGACCUGGAGGAUUCAGCUUUGGCAACGCAGGAAGACGAUAA